Messenger RNA from Aspergillus pseudoviridinutans, 846 nucleotides. RefSeq lists its product as uncharacterized. The transcript has 4 exons. The record is from RefSeq and is a predicted model, not a curated record. The coding region runs from base 1 to 846 and encodes 281 amino acids. Lineage: Eukaryota; Fungi; Ascomycota; Eurotiomycetes; Eurotiales; Aspergillaceae.
AUGUCAGAUGUUCCCAUUUCUGCCCCUACGACCGAGCCAAGCUCAUUCAUAACUGUGACUUCGGCAAAUCAGUUUGAUGAGCAGGCUGAUUUUACAGAUCACAUCGUCUCUUCGCUGCGUCAAAACAAUGAGUAUCAUGUGUUUAUAUUCACUGGCGUGCCUCCCUCGUGGGCGGACGCAGUGUAUCAGCUUAUUGAUGAAAAUUCCCUCUCGAAAACAUCCAGAAAAAGCUAUAACAGUAAGAGCCGCGAGCUGCGGAUUAGAGUCAUGCACACCGAGAUAAUCAACUCCAUCCAGUCGUGGUUGUUUCAUCCACCGAUGGACUGGUUUUUUAAUGGCGACAUCACACGACAAGAAGUAGACCUGUUUUAUCCAGGAGUCGGCACUACCCUUUACUUUAAAUCCGGCCCAUAUAGCGGCUCCUGGAAGGAACCUGACUUGUUUUUCCUAGCUAACUAUCAUAUUCUCCCGACUCUUGCGGUAGAAUCCGGCUGGAGUGAGGAAAAGGAACAGCUCCACAAGGGCAUGGAUCUAUCGCUAGUGGGGGGCAAUGGUACCACUAAGGUUGUCAUUAUUGUCGAAUGGACAAAGUUAAACGAAGGUCGCGUCUCGGGGACUGUUGAACUCUUCGUCAGAGACAGCAAUGGGAUGCCAGCACUACAACAGAGCGAGACUAUAUUCCCGCGUCCUGCAACUCCCAACGACCUCUGGAUCAGAAGACGGGACCUUUUGGGGCCAGCGCUGCUGCCAGACCGUAAUGGCGACGACAUGCUUUACUUCAAUGUCGAGAGAUUACGUGAUAAGGCCACUGGAGCCCUCGGUCUCAUGGAUCUUGUUCCCGCUUAG